UAGAUAGACAUCAAGAAACUUUCUCAACCCUCUGCUGGUCGGACGGGAAAAUAAUCUCGAAAGAAUCGCACUUGAACAACUCUUUUAUUUUUCUUACAUUCGUUAUAAUUUGGUACAAGACACUUAAAGAAACUUAGAAGCAGGUCUUCAAUAUUUCAGAGACGUAACAGAAGAUAUUACAACUGAUAUCCUGAGCUCAUAGACGUAAUCUUAAGCUUAAUUAUCAUGAAGCUUACAUUCGUGGUCCUAGUCCUUGUUGGACUUGGUCUUAUUCCUCAAAUUUGUCAGUCAGAACGGACCAUCAUAGAACAAGCCUGGCCUGGAGCAUUUAAGGGACGAAUGACUCUUUCCGUCGAUGAAUGUACAAGUUCAAUCAACGGCGGAGGCUGGACAGUGACCGUAGUAUUUGACCGACCCGUGUACAAUCUAGAUAUCUGGAGAGCCCAGAUCAUAUCUCGGAGUGCUGAUAACCUUGUCUAUGAGCUUGGUAACAUGAACUGGAACCCUGUAAUCUACCCCAACACAUACCUUGACCUUGAAUUCAUCGGAUACCUACGACAGAACCAGGGAGGAGGAACCCGUGGAACGGCUACACUGAAUGACAAUGGACUAUGUAACGAGCUAACAGAUUUGUCAAGCAGCCAGUCAUCAUCCAGCCUUCCUGACCUGAGCGACGGUAGUUGUGAAACUGAGUAUGAACUCCUUGAUGAAUGGCCAGGAAACUUUAAAGGUCGUGUGCGUCUUCCAAUCUCUACCAGACUUUCUGGUGGAUGGACAGCAUCACUGAUCUUCUCUGAUCCUGUCAACAAUCUUCAGAUUUGGACUGCAUCUAUUCUGAGUGUGAGCAAUGACAAACGCGUUUAUCGUCUUCGUAAUCAACAAUGGAACCGAAGACUAGACGUUGGAGUGGUUUACGAGGCCGAGUUCAUUGGUUCACUAUCAUCAGCGAUCAUACCAACUUUCAGCUUCCUAAUGGAAGAUCAUCCAGCUUGCGACGAUAUCACAUCUGAGGUAUCUUCAGUGGUCGACAAUGGUGUUUGCUCUUGUGGCACUGUACGUCAGCUUAUCGACGAGUGGGGUAAUAACUUUAAAGGUCGGGUCCGCGUACCAGUCACCAACUCAUUGACCGGGGGAUGGACUGCUGAGCUCGAGUUUUCCGAACCAGUCUGGAAUUUACAGAUAUGGACAGCUCUUAUACAAGGCAUCGACUCCACAUUUACAAGAUACACCCUGACCAAUCAACAAUGGAAUUCCGAUCUCCUUGCCGGCGCCGAAUUCGAUGCCGAAUUCAUUGGCGCCAUCUCUGCAGGAACUCCUGACUUCCAGAUUCGUCUUCUCAACCAGCCCGACUGUGAGUGCCCGGAAUAUUACGUCCCUACUACAACUCUUCCAACAACAACGAUUCCAACGACGACAGUCUCUACGACUAUCCCACCUACCACCACCAAUCCACUGCCAUCUACAAUGGAGACAACUGUUGCCCCAGAGGUGACAACUGCGGAGGAAACGACGUCGCAAGUCGCAACGAUUUAUCCUGAAGUCACAACUGAAGAUGGAGAGGCUACCACCCUUGGUCCAGAUGCGACGACGGCAGAUCUUGAAUCCACGACUCCGAAUACACCAGAUGUCACUACCGAUGGUGUCACCGAUGAAACCACCACAAUCGCCGAAGAAUCUACAACCGACUCAACUGCCGUAAUGGAAACUACUAAAACUUUACCUGAUGUAUCAACUGUAACCCCUAAAGUUGGAGACUAUGCUGACUACGACGAAGUCCUUCAUAAGUCCAUCUUGUUCUACGAGGCCCAGCGAUCAGGUGCCCUUCCGUCAUCGAAUCGUAUUCCUUACCGUGGUGACUCUGCACUCGAUGACCAGGGUAGCAACGGUGAGAGUCUUACCGGUGGAUGGUAUGACGCUGGAGACACUGUGAAAUUCGGGUUGCCAAUGGCAUCAUCAACCACCCUCCUAGCUUGGGGUAUCAUCGAGUACCAAGAGGCAUACAUCUCGGCUGGUGAAUACGAAAAUGCUCUCGACAGCAUUAAAUGGGCCACUGACUACUUCAUGAAAUGUCAUGUCUCCGCCAACGAGUUCUACGCUCAAGUGGGUGAUGGUCACUUUGACCAUUCUUUGUGGGUCAGACCUGAAGAGCUGUCUGGAGCUAGACCAGCUUUCAAGCUUGAUCCUUCCAAUCCAGGCUCUGAUGUUGCCGGUGAGACUGCCGCUGCCCUUGCUGCAGCUUCUUUAAUCUUUAAGAAAGAUGCGGUAUAUUCCUCAGUUCUCUUAGCCCAUGCUAUUCAGCUCUUCGAGUUUGCUGAUACUUACCGGGGAUACUACUCUAGUUCCAUCCCAAAUGCUGACAGCUUCUAUCAUUCAUCCCAUUAUGUUGACGAACUGGCCUAUGCUGCAGCCUGGUUAUACCGAGCAACGGGUGACCAGACUUAUUAUAACAAGGCAGUUAAUCUAUAUCAGCAGCAUGGACUUGAUGCCAAACCAUGGGCGUUUGACUGGGAUGAUAAGAAAGCAGGUCUGCAGCUUAUGAUGUAUCAGCUGAGCGAUGGUACGAGUCAGACCCAGUAUGAAAAUGCAGUUAAGACUUACUUAGAUAGCUGGAUGCGAGGAGGUGAUGUGACCUAUACACCUGGAGGCUUGGCGUGGCGAUCUCAAUGGGGUUCACUCCGUUAUUCUGCCAACACUGCAUUCUUGGCAUCCAUUGCCUGUCGAUCUGGUCUUAGCUCGCAAUAUUGUGACUUCGCCCAAGAACAGAUCGACUAUAUGUUAGGAUCAAACGGUCGUAGUUUCGUAGUCGGAUUCGGUGACAACCCUCCUGAUAGACCACAUCACCGGGCUAGUUCCUGCCCCGACUUGCCAGCUCCAUGCGGGUGGAACGAGUUUGGCGCUCCAGGACCCAACCCACAGAUCCUUUACGGAGCCCUGGUUGGUGGUCCAAACGACAGAGAUGAGUUCGUCAAUGACCGAUCUGAUUACAUUCAAAACGAGGUCGCCUGCGACUACAACGCCGGAUUCCAAUCUGCUGUGGCCGGUGUAAAACAGCUUCUGAGGGAAGGCCUAAUCGUUGCCAAUCCACGUGCUUUGUGGUAGAUUAAAAAGGGAUUCAUAUUGGUGAUAGAGGAAAUUAAAAAAAAAAUACUGUUAAUAGUCUUUCUUAAAUUGAGAAUCUUGGGGGUUAAUCGCUAUAUUUAAUCAAUUCUGGUAAUAGGCGUGCGAUGUUACAUGUUAGUAUCACAAGCAUGAACCUGUACCAGUUUUUAUUUCAAAUGUGUGACUUACUGUAUUUUGGUGUCUUCAAAAUGAACGUACUUUUUUAUACAUCCAUAUUAAACUGGUUCAUUUAUAUUGAAGCAGUAAGGGAAAAAAAUAGAAAAAAAGAAAAAUGUGAAAAAAAAAUAAAUGAAACGAAAAAUAAGACUAAUAUUGAUAUCAAUUAGCUGUGAUAACUCUUUGUGAACCAUGAAUGUACUAAUGGAUAAAACUUCACCUUCAUGAUUUAAUAUUUCACUGUCAUUUUUAUAACACAAAUGCAUUUCAUUGAGAUGUGUCUUUUGAAAUUAUGAUCAUUUUGCUGGAUCAAAAUGAGUAUUAACUGAUUUAAAGUAAUUUAUUAAAAUUGUUUUCUCAAAA
Molecule: messenger RNA, 3639 nt
Organism: Lytechinus variegatus (green sea urchin)
Lineage: Eukaryota; Metazoa; Echinodermata; Echinoidea; Temnopleuroida; Toxopneustidae
Exons: 14
Coding region: 226-3099 (957 amino acids)
Biological process (GO): carbohydrate metabolic process
Molecular function (GO): hydrolase activity, hydrolyzing O-glycosyl compounds; polysaccharide binding
Source: RefSeq, a predicted model, not a curated record